AUGUCAGCUAAGGCGCAACAAGUGAAGCAGCAGAAAUUGAACAGAUUGAUUGCGGAUGACCUUGCCGAAGACGACAACAGCGUGGUGGUGCUCAACGCGAAGCGCAUGGACGAACUGAGCAUAUUCCGUGGAGACACAGUGAAGCUGAAAGGGAAAAAAAACCGCUCCACAAUUUGCAUUGCUAUGAGUGAUGAAAACUGCCCUGAAGGGUCGAUCAUGGUGAACAAAGUUACACGGCGAAACAUCCGUAUUCUCCUUGGAGAUCUAAUUACCGUCAGCAGCCACAGCAAUGUGCCGUAUGGGAAUCAUGUUCACGUUCUUCCUAUUGACGACACCGUAAAGAACCUAACAGGCGACCUGUUCGAAACAUUCCUCAAACCAUAUUUUCUGGAGGCCUAUCGACCCGUGAAAACAGGAGAUUUAUUCAUUUGCCGUGGGGCGAUGCGCUCGGUAGAGUUUAAGGUGGUAGAGGUGGACCCUGGGGACUGCUGUAUAGUUGCUCCUGAAACGGUGGUUCAUUGUGAAGGCGACCCCAUCCGCCGCGAGGAUGAGGAGCGGUUGGAUGAUGUGGGCUACGAUGACAUUGGCGGCUGCCGCAGGCAGCUGGUGCAAAUCCGUGAAAUGGUUGAACUUCCCAUUCGCCACCCCGAGCUUUUCAAGAGCAUUGGCAUAAAACCCCCUCGUGGUAUUCUCAUGUACGGCCCCCCAGGAAGCGGCAAAACUCUUAUUGCUCGGGCUGUCGCUAACGAAACCGGUGCGUUCUUCUUUUUGAUCAACGGGCCGGAGAUUAUGAGCAAGAUGGCCGGCGAGUCGGAGGGUAACCUGCGCAACGCAUUCGUGGAGUCAGAGAAGAAUGCCCCUGCAAUUAUUUUUAUUGACGAAAUAGACUCAAUCGCCCCGAAGCGCGAAAAAGCGCAAGGCGAAGUGGAAAAACGUAUCGUCUCGCAACUUCUGACGCUCAUGGACGGGCUGAAAGGGCGGUCGCAGGUUAUUGUUAUGGCAGCAACCAAUCGGCCAAAUGCAAUCGACCCUGCGCUUCGCCGUUUUGGUCGCUUCGACCGGGAGAUCGACAUUGGUGUUCCCGAUGAAAUUGGGCGUCUCGAGAUCCUCCGCAUCCACACAAAAAAUAUGAAGCUUCAUCCAAAUGUAGACGUGGAAAAGAUUGCUAAGGACAGUCAUGGAUACGUUGGUGCUGAUUUGGCGCAACUCUGCACUGAGGCAGCAAUGCAGUGUGUCCGUGAAAAGAUGGCCGUUGUGGACUGGGACGAUGAAACAAUUGAUGCCGAAGUUUUGGAUUCCAUGUCUGUAACAAAUAAUCAUUUCUUGGAUGCACUAAGCAAAAUGAAUCCCUCUGCUCUUCGUGAGACGCAAGUGGAGACUCCCAACGUCACGUGGAGCGAUGUCGGUGGUCUUUUGGAUGUGAAGAGGGAGUUGCAGGAGCUUGUUCAGUAUCCAGUAGAGUUCCCGUGGAAAUUCGAGAAGUAUGGAAUCUCCGCCCCGAAGGGUGUGCUUUUUUAUGGACCACCAGGUUGCGGUAAAACACUGCUAGCGAAGGCUAUCGCUACGGAAUGUCAGGCAAACUUCAUCUCCAUCAAGGGGCCGGAACUGCUAACGAUGUGGUUUGGUGAAUCUGAGGCUAAUGUAAGAGACGUGUUUGACAAGGCAAGGGCUGCUGCUCCGUGUGUGCUCUUCUUCGAUGAACUGGAUUCCGUGGCGCGGUCCCGCGGUCACAGUGGUGAUGGGGGGGCAAGCGACCGUGUCAUCAACCAGAUCCUUACUGAAAUGGACGGUAUGAACAGUAAGAAGAAUGUGUUUAUUAUUGGAGCAACCAACCGCCCGGAUGUGUUGGACCCUGCGGUAAUGCGCCCAGGCCGCCUUGAUCAGCUCAUUUAUAUUCCACUGCCCGACAAGGCGUCGCGUGUGGCAAUCCUUAAAGCCAGUUUCCGCAAAUCGCCCUUGGCGCCUGAUGUUGAUUUGGACCAGUUGGCUGCCGCCACGCACGGGUUUUCCGGUGCGGAUCUGGCUGGUAUUUGUCAGCGGGCAUGCAAACUAGCCAUUAGGGAGUCCAUUGCAAAGGAAAUUCAACUUGAGGAAGCAAGAGCGAACGGUGUCCUUAAUGAAGAUCAGGAUAUUGACCCGGUACCGCAAAUUACUCGAUUGCACGUUGAAGAGGCCAUGCGCGGUGCUCGUCGCUCUGUCAGUGACGCUGACAUCCGCAAGUACGAACUUUUCGCCACGUCGCUUCAGCAGUCACGUGCAUUCGGUAACGUGAGUUUGGACCCCGGUAAUCAGGGCGGAGCGGGAGGUGAUGCCGGUGCAGGAGAUGACGAUCUCUAUAGUUGA
Trypanosoma brucei brucei TREU927 is the source of this 2343-nucleotide messenger RNA. RefSeq names its product valosin-containing protein homolog. Gene Ontology annotation, biological process: retrograde protein transport, ER to cytosol; autophagosome maturation; mitotic spindle disassembly. The record is from RefSeq and is a predicted model, not a curated record. The coding region runs from base 1 to 2343 and encodes 780 amino acids. NCBI's taxonomy places the organism in Eukaryota, Euglenozoa, Kinetoplastea, Trypanosomatida, Trypanosomatidae. Gene Ontology annotation, molecular function: ATP hydrolysis activity; ATP binding; polyubiquitin modification-dependent protein binding. The transcript has a single exon. Gene Ontology annotation, cellular component: nucleus; cytosol; VCP-NPL4-UFD1 AAA ATPase complex.